UGCCUUUUCCAUUUAGGGGAACAGUUGCUGCUGCGAUGCGACAGCUCGACCGACACACAAUGCGAACCGUGCGACGAGAGGUACUAUAACGAUGAGUACACCUACUCGGAUUGUAAAAAAUGUGCCACCUGCGACAAAGGUAAGGGCUUCCCGCCAGCCUUUUCGCGAGCGACGCUUCUGCGGCUGUUUGCACCCUGGGGAACAGGUCCAGUCCAGGCCUAUUGGUUGUCUAGUACUUAUCCAACUGACCCACCAAAAAUGCAUUUUAUGACCUCUCAGUCCAGGUGCGAUAAACAGAUGGAGGGGGGUAACGAGGUGGGCCCUGUUUAAAGAGCGUGCUUCCCACUGAGAGCCCCUCGAAGCGGGAACUGGAGGCAGAGCCUUCUCCGUGGUGUCCCCCAUUUCAGAACAAUCUCUCCAGUGAGAUCUGCCUGCAGUCAAGGGCGUCAUCUAGUGGACACUGGUGGUUUCAGGGUCAGUGAGGCUGUGUAUCCAAUCUGGAUUUUACUUUGAACUUUUAACGAGCAAACCGUGCUGAUGAACGUAUUUGAAGGAUAGGGUUUGGCCUGGUGGUAGUUUCUUCGAAGCUAAGGCUGAAAGCCAGAGCAGAUACACAGCCCUGCUGAACCCGGAAUCACCAGCUUCCCCUGGUGUCGUCUUUCCAGCACCAGUUUAACUUCUCCUGAUACCCUCAGGUAUUUGACAGUAUACGGCAAGGUUUUUAAUCGGAUUUCUUAUUUUUGAUUGGGAAAAUUGUGUGUGCUCACUUGCAUUCCCAUUUUUGUACAGAAAUAGCUUUUAUUUUGUGUACAAUGUUGUAUUGUUCAUGUUUUCGGAGAGCUUUUGCUAUAGUAAUAUCCUAAAUGAAUGAACAUGAAAAUCAUUGUUAGUUCCAUAAGCCUGGUUUGCUUUGGAGAGUACUAUUCAUAUAGCAACAUCACUGUCCUCUACCUAUUACGAAACAUUUUAAAAGAAUUUAUUGCAUUCAGUAAAUCAUAAGACCUUUCCCCAGUGCAAGUGUGUGUCCAUAUCUUGGAAAAAUACACAAAUUCCUCAAUUUGCAAUCAUUUUUGAAAAGGUAUGCACUUUAUUUUAAAUAAACACACCUUCACCUUUCUUUCUUUCUUUCUUUCUUUCUUUCUUUCUUUCUUUCUUUCUUUCUUGGUCAUGUUUCAGUCUAGGAGAACAUGAUCUAACUUCUGCAAAAUGUACAAAAUGGGAACAGGGGAAAAAGAAACUGCAUUUCAAAAUGGGAGAUUGCACACUCCCUGUGAGCCGAACGGACGAAAACCCACAUCCAAAUCCUCCCCAUGUUAGGGUCGACUUUUUAAAAUUCUCCUCUACUAUCGGGAGCGGUCUUAGAAUCAGGCACGGUUCGGGCGCCUGCGAAAGCGGCUCAGGUUCGCCCCUCCGAUUCCCCAUUGCGAUCUGGGCCAGAAAAAGAUGGAGAGGAGAAGAUGGGUCAAGAGGUGCCCCCACCAACGUGCCCCGGCAAUUCUUGGAAGUGCCGUUCUCACCCCCAGUUCUGCCUGGCAAACAGCACUGGAAACUGGGGGUGGUUAGAGGUGAUCAAACAUCCUGUAAAAAAGCGCUGGCUCAGAGCAAAAACACCCGCGGAACUUGCCUGACCCAGGAAGCUGGUGGGAAACGGCUUUUCUGCUUAAUCGCUACCGUCGGGGCCCUCCCGUGGCCACGCUGCCUUUUUCCCCUGUGCGCCCGGCUCAGAGUGGGGAGCAGGUUGUGCGCUGCAGAAAAGUGAGCGUCUUUCACGAUCGUUCUCUGGCAGCUAGAAGUGGCUGGGAAAUUUAGACAGCCGUACGGUCAAAACCUUCACAAAUGUACUAAAUCGAUGCCCCUUGGCCCUAUUUCACGGUAAGCCAGAGGGAAGAUGUGGACUGCAUGUCUCGCUCCGAGUGGCAGGAAAAGGAAAGGCCGCAGGGCUUGUGGCUGAGGCCGGCAGGGGCCUGCCCUCGCUUCCGAGACUUUCCCCGCUCUGCUGCUUGCAUCCCUCUGACCAGAGAACCUGGGAAUUGCAGCUGGGGUAUGCAGGAGCUGAAUUAUGUGCCCUCGCACUCAGUUGUCAUGGGAACGAAGGGCAGGGCCAGGACAACGGCCGCGGUGUUUGCAGGAUCAGUCCCGGCUGGCGCCCGCCCUGUGCCUGCCCUGCAUCCCACCUGCCUUGCUGCCUCAGCACCGCAGGGCACCCUGCGCCCCGUGCCCCGCGGCCCCGCUCCUGGCCCUCCCCUGGCCUCGCUGCAGCUGGUCCCUGCUGUCUCGGGUCUCCCACCCUGUUGUCCUGCCCACCUCCAUCUGUCCCCCUGGCUCCUGAUUCCCGGCUUGUUCCUGGCCGCGGUCCUUGUUCUGCCCACCUGCGUUCUCCUGGUUCCUGACCUCAGCCUGUCCCAUGACGACGACUUGGGCUUUCCGUUCAACCCCACUCUGGACCCCAUCUUGCCUGAAGUUCUGCCGCUCUGCUCCCAGCACCUGGCUUGCUCCUGCGUGUCUCCUGGCCGCCACUAAAUGGUGCCCAAGAAGCUGCCCACACAGGCCCUUCGUGUUCGCAGCGAGAAUCCCCAUGCAGGCUUUCUCAGCCGUGUCUGGACCACCUCUCCCUCCUGCCUCCUCCCUCCUUCCUGGUCCCCCCCCCUCCCUUGGGGACGCGGGUCCCCGCAAGUCUCACUGCAUUUUCCACCUGGAGGGACGUUCCCGGCCAUGGCGGACACCCGUCUGUGCGCUUCCGCCGAUGCUUCGUUCUGGGCUGCCCACCGGCGUUGCGCGCAGUGGCUGUAGCGUCGCCGUGAUGCCGCAAAGGCUUAGGAACCUCUCCCUUGUCUCUCCUGUCUGUGCUUUCCCAGAACGGGGUCUGCAUGAACUGGAGCCGUGCAAAAAGACGUCCAAUACCGUCUGCGCGUGUCUUCCGGGCCACUCGCCGGCCAAGGACACCCUGGGAGAAAGCGAGAGGAGAUGUGAUCCCUGUCCCAGUGGAUAUUUUUCCAGAGGAGGGAAAGAGCGAUGUCGCCCCUGGACAAACUGCACUGCUUACGGCCAGAAGACCCUCCGUGCUGGGAAAAGGGACGAGGACGCCAUCUGCAGCGAGCCGCCCACCCGGGUGCCGAGACAGACGGCCAUCGUGGUUCCCUCAAGCCUAAGGCAGGGGCCGGGCACAGCGACUACGACGUCCUCCUCCACUCUCACGACUUCGGCUACUCAGCCCGGGAGGGACAGGCCAAAGGAGCAGAGAGACGGGCUCUUAAUCAUUUUCCUGACCAGUGCAGGGCUGUUGCUUGUGGUCGGACUGGUGAUCUUUCUGCUAUUUCGUCAGAAGGCCAAGAAAAAGGACUCUGCUGUGUUCACUAAUGUUCCACAUGAGGAUGGAAGAAACAGCUACCGAUUUCCUGUCCAGGAAGAGCAAAAGGACUGCAAAUCUAGCCUUGCCCGAAUCUGAUGGAGCGCAUCAGGUUUGGCACCUCUGAGCCAAAGGAACUCAGCCCCGACCUCCAGAUUGCUUCCCAUUUGUCCGCCUUCCUCCCAGUCAACUCCCUUUCCCCUCCCCUCCCAAACAGGUCUUGGAUCUUGUGGAUUAUAAACCUCUCUGAGCAGGACCUGUUUUGCUUCUGACAGCCAGGGGUGCUGCCGGUCGAUCGUUAGACCUUUGGGACUUCAACUCCCAGAAGGCUCUGCCAGUGGUCAGCAAUGCUGGGAGCCCCAAACAUCUGGCGAUCGACUUUUUGGCCAAACCCAGCUGUUUUAUCUGCUUGAUAAGCAAUAAGAGGGAAUGAUUCCACCCUGAGCCAACGAGAAUUGUGUACGUGGCACAUACUUCCCCUCUUUGAGCUAAAGGCAGAACCUGCUUUGGGGGUUAUGAAUCCUUUCAAAAGAAAAGAACACAUAUGAAUUACAGAGAUCGAUCACAUCUCUAAAUUCAUAUAGUCCAUAAAUAUUAUAUAUUAAACUGCCUGAGUUGAGUGGAUUUCAACAUUUUUGUGUUUCCUAAAGGGAAUAUUAAUUUUACUCCUAGAUGGGGAGUUUUCUAUAGCACAGAAUUCUUUCUCUCUCUCUCUAUCUGUAUACCGGAGAUACACACAGAGAGACGGACACGGGUGCUUUUGUAUGUAGGUACAAAUAAGAUUUGUUUGUUUCUUUGAUAUGUAUUUGGAAGUUUGGAUCCAGAUUAGUUAUACAUACAGCAGGUCCCCAAUUUAAUUGGGACUUUAGUAUGAUUACAGUUGGAUCCAACCUCAUAUUCUUACCUAAAGUAGGUUUUUGUCCCACUGGGCACCUUUGAUGCACCCCAAAGCUCAGAAGGCCGGGGCUGCAUAAAUCCAGUUUUCUAGUUAGAGGUUGGAUGCUUUUGAAGGUGAGCGCUUCCAGGAUUCCAACAUGAGACCGUAAGUGUUCAGUUUUGUGAAUGGGCAGCCAAGUUCUUCAGAUAAAGGAGGGUCUGAUCUUGGUCUGGACCAGACUUUCUCGUGCCAGCUGCCGGGGCCUCCUGCCAGUGGUUCCUGCUGCAGAAAUGUCUCUGAGAGAUGCUUUGAAGCGUGUGGCUGUAUUUAUGCAAAAGCAAUGCAAGUGAGCCAGUUUUGUUUCAGGUUUUGCCGUGAGUCAGCUUUCAGACAGUGAUGGCGAGAAGCUCAGGUGGUCUUCGUGAUAGCUAGUGAAGUGGAUGAAGGCGCUGGUGGACCAAAAGUUGGCACCAGUCUUCUGGGAAACGGUUCAGAUGAGACAUGAGGCCCUGGGUGGCCUGCAUUUUGCUGGGCGGAAAGCCAUCUUGAUUCGUACGCUAGCUUACUCUCCCCCCCCCCUCAUUUUUGCCUAGCUCUUCUAAUCCUUCCUAUAUCCCCCCCACCUUCCGUAUCUGGGCUGCUGCAGUUGGAGAGCUAGCGAAAGACACCACCUAGCUUCAUCGGUGGUGGUCUCUGAAGCUUCGGCCAUCUUGGCCAUCUCUUCCCCCUCCUUAUGAUGAUGAGAAGCAAUUCCUGUUUUGUCUUGAAGUGCCGAACUUGACCCUUAAACCAGCUGGCUGGGCCAGUCCAUGGGUCCCAAAUGCCCAGUGUUGAUUUCUCCUUCCAAAAUGGUUCCAUCCAACCUCAAGAGUGAGUUUUGGGGGAAGCCAAGGUUUACAGAAGCACGAAAGAUCUCCCAAAGAAGGGAAGCUGUCCCAAAACUGCCAACCCAAUGUGGUCCAAGCAAACUCGUAGCUACAGAAUAUUAUUUGGCCUUGCGGGUGGCCAGACGUGGGAAUUGAACGGGGUGGCUAGAAUCCCGAACAGCCAAAAUUUUGUAUCUCUGAGAUAAAAGCAUCACCUUUGCAGUGCGUCGUUUGGCUGGAGAUUCCAAGGGCUGAGCGGCAGAAUUUUUAGAUCAAAAGCAGCUGCUCCGUUGUUGAACUGUGAUCUUUGAAUUUGGUUACAUUUGUCGUAUCGAUGAUCGUUUUUGUUUGCUUUGUGUUUUAUCUGAUCACUAUCUUGGAGCUGCAAACCGCAGUGGUCUAAUUUAUGGUUUUUCUUUUGAAAAAUGAGCACCGGAGGGUUUUUUGUUUUUGUUUUAAGCACAAACACACAGGUGCUUCAUCCACAUGCUGAGUGUAAGUGGCUGAAUUUGGAAAAUUCACUGCAUUUGGAGAUGAUGCAAAAUAUUUCUAGUUUCUGCUUUGCUUCUGAGUUGCUGCUGGAGGGCAAGCUUUUGUACGUUGAACAAUGAAUACCUCAAUGUUAGGUUUUAGCUCUAGCGCAAUUAAAAACAUAACUGUUUCAGCUCCUUUU
This is a messenger RNA of Varanus komodoensis (Komodo dragon), 5762 nucleotides long. It is a transcript of the gene TNFRSF4, whose product is annotated as TNF receptor superfamily member 4. Lineage: Eukaryota; Metazoa; Chordata; Lepidosauria; Squamata; Varanidae. The transcript is spliced from 5 exons. Bases 2405 to 3445 code for a protein of 346 amino acids. Gene Ontology annotation, biological process: inflammatory response. Gene Ontology annotation, molecular function: protein binding; tumor necrosis factor receptor activity. The record is from RefSeq and is a predicted model, not a curated record.